AUGGGCUCCAUCAUCUGGGAUGACGACAAUCAAUAUGUCGGCAAAGAACCGUGGUGGAAAGCUGCGUCCUUCUACCAGGUCUACCCAGCCAGUUUCAAAGAUUCCGAUGGCGAUGGCUGGGGCGAUUUACCCGGCCUCAUUUCCAAGCUUGAUUAUUUGAGCGAUUUGGGGAUUGACGUGGUCUGGGUCUCGCCCAUCUUUGAGAGUCCCCAGAAAGACAUGGGCUAUGAUGUGUCAGACUACCAGAAGAUAUACGAGCCAUACGGUACCGUCGAAGAUGUCGACGUUCUCGUCGAGGAAUGCCACAGCCGUGGUCUAAAGAUCAUCCUCGACCUUGUCGUCAACCAUACCUCGACUGAGCACGAGUGGUUCAAGGCCUCCAGAUUAUCCAAGAGCAACCCCAAGCGAGACUGGUACAUCUGGAAGCCAGCUCGCUACGACAAGAACGGCAUUCGGCACCCACCGACAAACUGGCGUGGGUACUUUGCAGGUUCUACAUGGACUUGGGAUGAGCAUACCCAAGAGUACUACCUUCACCUCUACGCGCCGGAUCAGCCAGAUCUGAAUUGGGACAACGAUGAGUGCCGGGAGGCCAUCUAUGAGAAUACUAUGCGCUUCUGGCUCGACCGUGGUGUGGAUGGCUUCCGCAUUGACACGGUCAACAAGUACUCAAAGCGACGCGACUUCGUUGACGCCCCUAUCACCGACCCAGAUUCUCCCCAUCAGCCCGCCCCAGAGAUGUGGUGCAACGGACCUCGCAUUCAUGAGUUCAUCCAUGAGAUGUACGAGCAAGUCCUCGGCCCUUACAACGCUGUCUCAGUCGGCGAGCUCUCCCUCACUCCACACCCUUCCCAAGUCAUCCCCUACGUGUCCCGAGCUGCCAGGGAGCUCGACAUGGUCUUUGAGUUCUCCAUGAUCCGCCUCGGCAAUGGCAAUGGCUUCGGCAGCAAGUACAUCUAUGAUCCUUUCCCGCUAUCCAAGCUCAAGGAGUUUGUGCACAGGUGGCAGAGCUUCAUCGAGGGCACUGAUGCGUGGACGACGGCCUUCUGCGAGAACCAUGACAAUGGACGUGCAGUGGAUCGUUUUGGGGAUGUUUCAUCAGCAGAGUGGUGGUUGAAAUCUGCAAAGACAAUCGCUCUUUGGCAGACGACGCUCACUGGUACACUUUUCCUGUACCAGGGCCAGGAGAUUGGCAUGACCAAUAUGCCUCGGUCUUGGGGUAUUGAAGAAUACAAGGAUAUCGAAAGCACCAACUUUUACGCUGAGGCCGUCGAGUCUGGGGAUGAGGAGAAGGUCCGGGCCACCAUGCAUGGCUUGCAGAUCAUGGCUCGUGACCAUGCCAGAAUUCCAUUCCAGUGGGAUAGUUCUCCGAAUGCUGGCUUUACGGAUGCUCAAAUACGACCCUGGAUGCGUGUCCAUGAGAAUUAUUGUGAUAUCAACGCAGCCGCACAGGUCAAGGAUCCUGACUCAAUUCUGAGUUUUUACAAGCAUACUCUGCAACUACGCAAGGAGUACCAGGAUUUGUUUGUAUUUGGCUCAUUCAAACUGCUGGAUCCCGCCGACGAGCACACGUUCACUUACAUCAAGGAGAGUGCAGUGCCUAUAAAUGCACAGGAGUCAACAAAGAGGAGAGCUCUUGUUGUUUUGAAUAUGUCACAGGAAACCAGGCUUGGCCCCGAUAUUUAUACUGCCCUUGGCUGCUCAGACAACCAAGUCCGGUUAUUAGCUCGCACAACAACCAAAGGGACUGCAGAGAUAAAGAGUGGACGUCCAGCACUUGAGGGAUGGGAGAGUAGGGUCUAUGUUAACUUUUAA
This is a messenger RNA of Fusarium falciforme, 1815 nucleotides long. Its product is annotated as Aamy domain-containing protein. Gene Ontology annotation, biological process: oligosaccharide catabolic process. The record is from RefSeq and is a predicted model, not a curated record. The transcript has a single exon. Gene Ontology annotation, molecular function: alpha-amylase activity. The coding region runs from base 1 to 1815 and encodes 604 amino acids. Lineage: Eukaryota; Fungi; Ascomycota; Sordariomycetes; Hypocreales; Nectriaceae.